This is a messenger RNA of Eimeria necatrix, 237 nucleotides long. RefSeq lists its product as hypothetical. The transcript has a single exon. The record is from RefSeq and is a predicted model, not a curated record. NCBI's taxonomy places the organism in Eukaryota, Apicomplexa, Conoidasida, Eucoccidiorida, Eimeriidae. Bases 1 to 237 code for a protein of 78 amino acids.
AUGCUGUCCAAUCCGGAGGCCGCCGCGGCAGCAGAUGUUGUUUCUGAACAGCAGCAGCAGCAGCAGCAGCAGCAGCAGCAGCAGCAGCAGCAACAGCAGCAGCAGCAGCAGCAGCAGCAGCAGCAGCAGCAGCACGAGUCCAUUGCAGAGCGAAUUCGCCUUUUGUGCCGCAUUUGCGCGCGAGCGAAGCAGCAAGUGAGUUCGGACUUUUCGAAAAAAGAAAUUCCAAAAAGUUGA